AUGGAGUAUUUCAGCUUGAAGAGGUCAACUGUCGCGAACCGCGGUCACGCCAAUUUGUCAAGCAAGGUUUACGUGCGGUCGACGAAGAGUGGCAAGGUUCAGAAGAUCGUGAGGGAACUGUACCUGCGACAAGAUAUCCCGUGCUCGUCGAAUCUGUGCAGAGAAUGCUUAGAGAUUGCACCAACAGACUACUCCAAGAAAGUCGCGCCAUUCGUACUUUCAGACACACCCGCAGGAUCCAAGAGCUUCCCCAAUGGCCAAUAUCUCGUUCCAGACACCAACGCUUUCUUAACUGGAAUGGACUUGUUCGAGGUUGAGACGGCUUUUCACGAUGUCAUAGUACUUCAAACUGUGCUUGAGGAAGUCAAAAACCGAUCUUUGCCACUGUAUCAUCGCUUGAUCGCCUUGACGAAGAAUGAGGGAAAGCGUUUCUAUGUCUUUUUCAAUGAGUUCCGGCAAGAAACUCAUAUCACCCGUCACCAGGGAGAGACUAUCAACGACCGCAACGACCGAGCUGUCAGAAGGGCUGUGCAGUGGUACAACCAGCACAUCACCGAUGCAGUAGCUGCGCGCAGCAAGCAGCAGAAGCGGAUUCCCACCGUAAUCAUGAUCACGGAUGACAGAGACAAUUCACGCAAGGCAAAGGCAGAAGGUAUUCCUGGAAUUACAUUAUCUGACUUUGUGUCUGGCCUCGAGAACGCAGAUGAACUGCUGGACAUGAUGAGUGCCGCACAGGAACAGAGAGAGAUCCGCUCAAAGAAGCCCGAAGUCUUCUAUCCAGAUCACUUCUCGAUGUCCAAGAUGAUGACUGGCGUAAAAGCUGGCACUAUGCACCAGGGCAUAUUCAAUGUUUCGCAGUACAACUAUCUGGAGGGUUCCGUAAACGUACCCGCGUUCGACAAGUCCCUGAUUAUUUUAGGCCGCGAAAACAGCAACCGAGCUGUCUCCGGUGACGUUGUAGUUGUCGAAGUCCUCCCCAGCGACCAGUGGAAAGCACCGUCGACGAAGAUUGUUGAGGAAGACACCAUCGCCAAGAAUGACAAUGCCGAACAAGAGGAGGGCGAAAACGUCGUAAGUGAGAGGGAGAAGAAGGCACUGCAAGAGGAGGUCAAGCGCGCACAUGGGCAGAGCACCGAGGGCAAGCCUCAACCAACAGCUCAUGUUGUGGGUAUCAUCAAGCGCAACUGGAGGCAGUACGUAGGGCAUAUCGACCGUGACUCAGUGCGGUCAACAGCGAAGACGAGCAGGCAGCAACAAACCGUCUUCCUCGUGCCCAUGGACAAGCGCAUCCCAAAGAUCAGGAUACGAACUCGUCAAGCUGGAGAGCUCCUUGGUCAGCGUGUUCUAGCGUCCAUUGACUCUUGGGAGAAGGACUCGAGAUAUCCUGUUGGUCACUUCAUUCGGUCGCUAGGCGAGCUGGAAUCCAAGGGUGCCGAGACAGAAGCUCUACUGCUGGAGUGGGAUGUACAGUACAAACCGUUUCCUAAGACGGUACUUGAUUGCCUACCCGCUGAAGGUCACGACUGGAAGGUACCCGCGAGCACAGAAGACCAAGGCUGGAAGGGGAGAAGAGAUCUGCGCGAUCUCAUCGUUUGCAGCAUCGAUCCUCCUGGUUGCGUUGAUAUCGACGAUGCUUUGCACGCAAGAAAACUACCAAACGGUAACUACGAGGUCGGUGUGCACAUCGCUGAUGUAUCACACUUUGUGAAGCCGAAUAACGCCAUGGACAAGGAGGCCAGUCAACGUGGUACAACAGUGUACCUUGUAGACAAGCGCAUCGACAUGUUGCCAAUGCUUCUUGGAACGGACCUCUGCUCAUUGAAGCCGUACGUCGAGCGAUACGCUUUCUCCGUCAUCUGGGAGGUGAACGAGAAUGCGGACAUUAUUAAGUCGGAAUUCACAAAAUCCGUCAUUCGCUCAAGAGAGGCUUUCAGCUACGAGCAAGCGCAACUGCGAAUCGACGAUGUCUCUCAACAAGAUGAGCUCACAACGGGCAUGCGCACGUUGCUGAUGCUGUCCCAGAAAUUGAAGCAGAAGCGCAUGGAUGCUGGAGCCCUGAACCUUGCCUCGCCCGAGGUCAAGGUACGAUCAGAGUCUGAGACUUCAGAUCCAGUUGAUGUUCAUGUCAAGAAGUCGCUGGCUACCAACUCUCUCGUAGAAGAGUUCAUGUUGCUCGCCAACAUUAGUGUCGCUGCACGAAAUUACGAUGCCUUUCCCCAGACCGCGUUACUGCGUCGCCACGCCGCACCUCCCAAGUCAAACUUCGAGGAGCUCGCAAAUCAGCUCAAGGUCAAAAAGGGUCUGGAACUCCGAAGUGACAGCUCCGGCGCCGUAGCAGACUCACUGGAUAAGUGCGUGGACCCGAACAACCCGUUCUUCAACACUCUUGUCAGGAUUAUGGCCACGAGAUGCAUGAUGUCCGCAGAGUACUUCUGCGCUGGUACCCAAGCGUACCCCGAGUUCAGGCAUUAUGGUCUUGCUAGUGAGAUCUACACCCACUUUACAUCGCCUAUCCGUCGUUACGCAGAUCUCGAAGCCCACCGACAGCUCGCCGCUGCCAUCGAGUAUGAGCAGCUGGACGCCAGUCUGCAUUCAAAAGCCAAGCUUGAAGGUGUCUGCAAGAACAUCAAUGUCCGCCACCGUAACGCACAGAUGGCCGGGCGUGCUUCGAUCGAGUACUACGUUGGUCAGGCGCUGAAGGGCAAGGACAUCACAGAAGAAGGUUUCAUCAUGAAGAUAUUCUCCAACGGCUUCGUGGUCUUCGUGCCCCGCUUUGGCAUCGAAAGUCUGAUCCGUCUAAGGGAUCUAGCCACGCCUGAGCCAGAGGCUGAGUUUGAUGCGGAUAACUACCAAUUGAACAUCAAGGGUGACAUCAACAGGAGCGUAGAGUUGUUCGAGAGGGUCAUGGUCAGGAUCACGGAUGAGCUGGAGGAGAGCACCGGAAAGAGAAAGGUCAAGCUGACCUUGGUGUAA
Molecule: messenger RNA, 2973 nt
Organism: Didymella exigua CBS 183.55
Lineage: Eukaryota; Fungi; Ascomycota; Dothideomycetes; Pleosporales; Didymellaceae
Product: ribonuclease R
Exons: 2
Coding region: 1-2973 (990 amino acids)
Biological process (GO): rRNA catabolic process
Cellular component (GO): nuclear exosome (RNase complex); cytoplasmic exosome (RNase complex)
Molecular function (GO): endonuclease activity; 3'-5'-RNA exonuclease activity; RNA binding
Source: RefSeq, a predicted model, not a curated record